Abrus precatorius (Indian licorice) is the source of this 960-nucleotide messenger RNA. Its product is annotated as probable 2-oxoglutarate-dependent dioxygenase AOP1. The record is from RefSeq and is a predicted model, not a curated record. Gene Ontology annotation, molecular function: dioxygenase activity. The coding region runs from base 1 to 960 and encodes 319 amino acids. The transcript has 3 exons. NCBI's taxonomy places the organism in Eukaryota, Viridiplantae, Streptophyta, Magnoliopsida, Fabales, Fabaceae.
AUGGGUUCCCAAACAGCAUGCCAAGUUCCUAUUGUAGACUUCACUGAUGAGAAGUUGAAACCCGGUUCACAAACAUGGGCUUCAGCAUGCCAAGUGAUCCGGGGUGCACUUGAGGAUCAUGGUGUUUUUUAUGCUUUGUGUGAUAAAGUUUCUAUGGAACUUUACAACUCUGUUUUUACUCUAAUGGAAGAACUAUUCCAUCUUCCAUUGGAAACAAAAAUGCAAAAGAUUAGUGAUAAGCCCUACCAUGGUUAUUAUGGACAAAAUAUUCAUGUCCCCUUAUAUGAAUCCUUGGGGAUCAAUGAUCCAAUGAUCAUGGAAGAAGUUCAAAAGUUCACCAAAUUAAUGUGGCCAGCAGGAUAUGAUCAUUUCUGUGAGACUCUCAAUUUCUACGCAAAGCUAAUAGUAGAAUUGGACCAUACCGCUAAAAGAAUGGUGUUUGAUGGGUAUGGUGUGGAGCAAAGGCACUGUGAUUCCCUUCUUGAAUCAACAAAGUACAUGCUUCGGAGCUUCAAAUAUAGACUGCCGCAGAAGGAUGAAAAUAAUUUGGGAUUGCAUGCUCACACGGACACUUCCUUCUUCACCAUUUUGCAUCAAAAUGAUGUAAAUGGUUUGCAAGUAAAAUUGAAAAAUGGAGAUUGGAUUGAUGCUGAUCCCUCACCCUUCAUGUUUCUCAUCCUCGCAGGCGAUGCAUUUAAGGUUUGGAGUAACGACAGGAUACGGUGUUGUGAACACCGAGUAAUUAUAAGUGAAAAGAAGGAAAGGUACUCUAUGGGACUAUUUUCACUUGGUGGAAAGAUGAUUGCAACCCAAGAAGAGCUAGUUGAUGAUGAGCAUCCAAGACGUUAUCACCCAUUUGACCAUUAUGAAUACCUACGUUUCUAUGCAACCAAACAGGCCUUAGAAUCUGAGUGUCGACUCAAAGCGUUCUGUGGCAUAGACUAUGCUGAUGAAAAGUGA